CGAUUCUACAACACCCUGUACGGCGGCUACAGCCGCCGCCGCUACCACCACGACGUGGCCAUCAUCAAGCUGGACGCGCCGAUUGACUUUGUCAAGUACCCGCAGAUCGGCAAGCUGGAGGUGGCCGUCGAGAGUGAGCAGCCCCUCCCCUACACCUGCUACGUCGUCGGCUGGGGCAAGUCGGAGUCGGCGAAUAUCACCGCCGAGCUGAGGGUGGCCCGCUAUCCGAUCCUGCCCGACGACACCUGCCAGACGGUGUCACGGUACUUCAACCGCACCGUCUCCUACUGUGCCGGCCCCAAGGAGAGCGACAAGCCGCCGGGCAGUCCCAACAUCUGCAAAG
Messenger RNA from Rhagoletis zephyria (snowberry fruit fly), 343 nucleotides. The record is from RefSeq and is a predicted model, not a curated record. NCBI's taxonomy places the organism in Eukaryota, Metazoa, Arthropoda, Insecta, Diptera, Tephritidae.